Molecule: messenger RNA, 6441 nt
Organism: Platichthys flesus (European flounder)
Lineage: Eukaryota; Metazoa; Chordata; Actinopteri; Pleuronectiformes; Pleuronectidae
Gene: uggt2
Product: UDP-glucose glycoprotein glucosyltransferase 2
Exons: 42
Coding region: 118-4797 (1559 amino acids)
Cellular component (GO): endoplasmic reticulum
Molecular function (GO): UDP-glucose:glycoprotein glucosyltransferase activity
Source: RefSeq, a predicted model, not a curated record
CUUGCUAGCUGCACCGGUUAGCCCGUUAGCUUUCCCAAAAUACCUACCUGGAGCUUUUGCUUUGUAUGGAAGCGCCUAGCAUCAUUUUGUGGCUCAUGACACGUCGCCCCGGACAUCAUGAGGACUGUUAUUGUGCUGUCACUGCUGCUGCUGAACAUACAUCAUGUCACCGGGGCACCCAAAGGAGUCACUGCCAGCCUGAGAGCCAAAUGGACCAUGACACCUUUCCUCUUGGAGACAAGCGAAUUUAUUGCAGAAGACGGGAAUGAGAAAUUCUGGCAGUUUGUCGACACUGUGAAAGAACUCACCGUCUACAAGCAAGGAGAGUCUGUGCGCUCCUACUAUAACUUGGUCAUAAAGAAGGCUGGCCAGUUCCUCACGGACCUUCAAGUGAAUCUUCUCAAAUUUGCCGUGGCUCUACGGUCUUACUCACCAGCUGUUCACGCUUCCCAGCAGAUAGCCAGUGAUGAACCUCCACCUGAGGCUUGUCCUGCCUUUGUCUCCAUUCAUGGACAACUUAGCUGCAGCACCAAGGACAUCAAGAAGCUCCUGAAGGCAGCUGCAGGCAGGCCAAAACCAUUUUUGUAUAAGAGUGAUCACACAUAUCCCGGACUCAAUAAAACAGAUGUGCCAGUUGUGAUCCUCUAUGCUGAGAUUGGAACCAAGAAGUUCAUGUCUUUUCAUAAUGCGCUCUCCGAGAAAGCCCAAGAGGGCACACUCAUGUAUGUGCUGCGGCAUUUUGUAGGGGAUCCUAAACCUCAAAAGAUGCUUUUAUCAGGCUACAGUGUUGAGCUGGCUAUCAAAAGCACAGAAUACAAAGCUGUGGAUGACACCAAAGUAGAAGAUCCAAAGACAUCUUUAAAUACAGAGGAGGAUGAAAACGAUGUACAGGGGUUCUUUUUUGGAUCAUUAAAGAAAUCUCAUCCAGAACUGCAGGAAGAACUCGUUGAGCUUCGCAAACAUCUUCUGGAGAGCACCAAUGACAUGGCCCCUCUCAAAGUGUGGGAGAUGCAAGAUCUAAGUUUCCAAGCAGCUGACAGAAUCAUGUCUGUGCCAAAGCAUGAUGCUUUGAAGCUCCUGCGAGACCUCAGUCAGAAUUUUCCAAGCAAAGCAAGAUCACUGACAAGAGUGGCUGUAAAGCAGGAAAUGAGAAAAGAAAUUGAGGAGAACCAAAAGCAUCUCAGUGAGACCGUUGGUGUUCACCCGGGAGAUGGGGAGCUCUUCAUCAAUGGACUGCACAUUGAUCUGGACGUCCACAACCCUUUCAGCAUUUUGGACAUCCUCAGAGGAGAGGCCAGGGUCUUGGAGGGGCUUCAUAACCUUGGCAUAAAGGGGGAACAUCAGGGCAAGCUUUUGAAGUUACCUGUGAAUGCUGUGGAUGACAACUACGCCUUAGAUAUCAGACAUCCAGCCAUAAUGUGGAUAAAUGACAUAGAGAAUGACCCAAUGUACCGCAGCUGGCCAACAGGUAUACAGGAACUGCUCAGAGCCACCUUUCCUGGCGUGAUCCGGCAGAUCCGACGCAAUUUCUUCAAUCUGGUGCUGUUCCUGGAUCCCAUACAAGAAGAAAGUGUCGAACUGGUGAAACUAGCCGAGCUUUUCUACAAGCAUAAGAUCCCCCUGAGAAUUGGAUUUGUGUUUGUUGUCAACACCAAGGACGAGAUUGAUGGCUUCUCAGAUGCAGGGGUUGGAUUCUACCGACUGCUGAAUUACAUUGCAGACGAGUAUGAUUUAUCCCAGGCUCUGAUGUCCAUGGUCUCUAUGUACAACCAAGUAGAUGUUGGGAAGUCGCUAUCUGUUGAUACUAUCACUUCCUACAUGAAGAGGAAAUUUCCUAGCGCCAAUGCUGAGAAGAUUCUAGGCUUAGAAUCUGAGUAUGAUUACAAAAGAAACGAGGGUGCCCUCUUCUACAAAAAGAGCGGCCUGGGUGCUAUACCUCUGGCUUUAUUUAACGGAGUCCCUCUGAGUUCUGAUGAGAUGGACCCAGAUGAGCUGGAGACUAUCCUCCUGCAGCGCAUAAUGGACACGACCACCGCUUUCCAGAGAGCUGCCUUUAUGGGUCAGUUAUCUGAGGGCUCAGAUGUGGUGGACUAUGUAAUGGAGCAGGCCAAUGUGGUUCCGAGGAUGAACCCUCUCAUUCUGAGCACCGACCGAAAGUACCUCGACUUCACUUCCACGCCAGUUGUGGACGAUUGGGAGGACACAACUAUGUUUUCAUUCCUGGAAGGCAGAGACAAAACAGCUGUGGUGGCUAAGAGAAUGAAGUACUUUAGAAAUAACGAUGAGGAUGGGAUGAGUACUGUGACCAUAUGGAUAGCUGGAGAUUUUGAAACGGUCUCAGGAAAAAAGCUGUUACUCAAUGCUCUGAAACAUGUGAAGGCCAGCCGUGGAGUGCGAGUGGGGGUGAUAGAUAACCCCAGCGGAAAGCCCACUGAAGAUAACACUGUGCUGUACAGGGCUAUCUGGGCCUCCUUCCUCACCCAAAAGAAUAAGGCUACAGCCGAGUUUGUGCAAAAGCUCCUGAAAGAGGAAAGCAGCCGGCUCCUCCAGCAGGGGAGCAAGAUGAAGGAAUUACUGAUGCAGGGCAUGGACGCAGAUGCCUUCGAGAAAAAGUUCAACACACUGGAAGUGGAUUUCAUCCUCAGUCAGCAGCUGUUCUGUAGAGAGGUCUUGAAACUGAGGCCUGGAGAGCGUGCAGUGAUAAGCAACGGCAGGAUCCUUGGCCCGUUUGAGGAGCAGGAGGAAUUCACUGUGGAAGAUUUCCAAUUGCUGGAGAAGAUUACAUUGAGUGGUUCUGCAGAGAAAGUCAAAGCCAAAGUUAAACAGAUGCAGAUGAAGCCAAAGCACGCCAGCGACUUAGUCAUGAAAGUUGAUGCCCUCCUAAGUGCAGCCCCGAAAGGAGAGGUCAGGAGGGAUGUUCACUUUAUCAAAGACAGCCACAGUAUUCUCAGUCUCUCACCGCGGGAAAACGAGGUGUUCUACGAUGUGGUUGCCAUCGUUGACCCCCUCACGAGGGAGGCACAGAAGAUGUCCUCUCUGCUGAUGGUGCUCAGUCAAGUGGUCAAUGUGAGAAUGCAGGUGUUUAUGAAUUGCAGGGCCAAGUUGUCCGAGAUGCCCCUCAAGAGCUUUUACCGCUUUGUCUUGGAGUCUGAUGUGGCUUUCUUGGCCAAUGACACAGUGUCACCAGGACCAGUGGCCCUCUUCAUGGAGCUCCCAGAAUCUCCACUCCUCACCCUCAAUAUGAUCACACCAGAGAGCUGGAUGGUGGAGGCAGUGCGCAGCCCCCAUGACUUGGAUAACAUCCACCUGCAGGAGGUUAAUGGGAUAGUGAGGGCAGAGUAUGAACUUGAGCACCUCUUGCUGGAGGGCCACUGCUUUGACCUGUCAACUGGCCAGCCUCCCCGCGGACUCCAGUUUACCCUCGGCACGAAUCGGGACCCGCUCAUUCAUGACACUAUUGUCAUGGCUAACCUGGGUUAUUUCCAGCUGAAAGCCAAUCCCGGUGCCUGGAUCCUAAGAUUACGUAAAGGGAGAUCAGAGGAUAUCUAUCAGGUCCUCACGCACGAUGGAACCGACUCCCCUGCAGAUGCUGGUGAUGUUGUUGUUAUGCUGAACAGUUUCCACAGUAAGAUUAUCAAAGUCAGAGUGCAGAAAAGGGCUGAGAAAAUUAACGAAGAUCUUCUUAGUGAAGCAAGUGAAAGCAAAGGCAUAUGGGACUCCAUAGCAAGGAGAUCUUAUUCCUCCCCUGGAUCCCGACUCCGAUAUUAUGCUGUAAGAUCUAGUCUUGCAAAAAAUAUGUGCUUCUGUAGGUAUGUUGUUUGGAGCACUUUUGAGAAAAGCAUCACAGGUGGCGGCUCCAAGAAGGAUGAUGGAGAGAAGAAGAAAGAGGAUGUUCUAAACAUAUUUUCUGUUGCCUCAGGCCACCUGUAUGAACGCUUUCUCAGAAUAAUGAUGCUGUCCGUCCUUCGGCAUACCAAAACCCCUGUCAAGUUCUGGUUCCUCAAGAAUUACCUCUCUCCGUCUUUCAAGGAGACCAUCUCCUUCAUGGCCGAGUCGUACGGCUUUCAGUAUGAAUUAGUUCAGUACAAGUGGCCGCGGUGGCUCCACCAGCAGACCGAGAAGCAGCGUAUCAUCUGGGGACACAAGAUCCUGUUCCUGGAUGUUCUGUUCCCCUUGGCGGUAGACAAGAUCAUCUUUGUGGACGCUGACCAGAUCGUCCGGGCUGAUCUGAAGGACCUGAGGGAUUUAGACCUGGAGGGCGCUCCCUAUGGCUACACACCGUUCUGUGAAAGCCGCAGAGAGAUGGAUGGCUAUCGCUUCUGGAAAACCGGCUAUUGGGCCUCACAUCUGGGACACAGAAAAUACCAUAUCAGUGCUCUGUAUGUCGUCGAUUUAAAGAAGUUUCGUAAGAUUGCAGCCGGGGACCGAUUACGAGGCCAGUACCAGGCCCUGAGCCAAGACCCUAACAGCCUGUCCAACCUGGACCAGGACCUUCCUAACAACAUGAUCCACCAGGUGGCCAUCAAGUCUCUUCCUCAGGAGUGGCUGUGGUGUGAGACGUGGUGCGAUAACGCCUCCAAGGUCACAGCGAAGACGAUAGACCUGUGUAAUAACCCCAAGACCAAGGAGCCCAAGCUGACGGCCGCGGCCAGGAUUGUGCCUGAGUGGGUCGAGUAUGACAACGAGAUAAAACGGCUGCUGAGACGAGUCGAGGAACAGGGAGACGCAGAGAAAGAAGAACACAGUCCCUCUGCCUCACAGCACAAAAAAGACGACAACCUGCGUGAUGAACUUUAGUGUCUGCCAGCGCCCUGCUGGAGAGGAGGGAGGCAGCACCUUCUGCACGCAGGCCACCCGCUGAAGCCUGAAGACAGACCGUUCCAUCUAAACAUAGCCAUGCAGGACAAGGAUGUUGUAGAGAUCUCAGAGAUGCCAUAACUGCUGCUGCUGCAGUCGAUACGUUGUGAUGUAAGUGUGAGCCGCCAGCUGUGAACUCCUGGUGCACCCCCAGCACCAGUCAGGCCUCGGCUGGUACGGUGUCACUGGAAAACGAAUUUUCAAUUCAGCGUGAGUGAGGGAGAAAUAGUUGGCGUUUGUGGCACUGUUGAUAAAUGCAAAGAAUCUUAAAAGGCACAUCUCUCAGCCUACGUCCACAUUGUUAUGUUUUAGUUUUUUAUUGUUACUACGUUUACCCCCGCUGUCCAAAUUACUCCAGUUUAUGAGUGACUCAGGCUGAAGUUUGGAAACGCUGGGCCUGCGUUUUAGUCGGAAACAGGCAGAAACUGAGAUGUUUGAAAACGAGGAUGCAGUCAUCCGCCUUUACUUCCUCAUUCUUACAGUUCCAUCUCAUUGUUGGUCCAACUAAAGAAAUCUCUCGUCUUACUUUUCAUCAUCGCUGUUCCUUCUUUCAUUGUUUUUUCUAUAACCAAGCAACCAACCACAGAGUAGACAAUGUGCUUCCUGAUUAUGAUGUUCAAAUGAUUUCUGCUGUGUGAGUAUGGACGGGUAUUAUUAUCAUGCGGAGGUCUUAAAAUGAAAGUGUACUGGUGUGGAUGUAGCCUGAGAACCUAAUCUUCAAUCAAAUUUGUAUGUUCUUUGUUCAAAGCUUUUUCAGGGGCAUUCUAUUUACAUUAUUCUUCAUUUGACUUUGCAACUUGGACUUUGAUCACAUUUUGACUGGAAUGCCAAAACCAAAAUUGUAACAUGACUUAUUUUGAAAUUUUACUUUAAUGAAAUGCAAAGUUGUUCCAUUUGAGCAGCAGUUGGCACUCUCAGCUUAACAGUGCUAAGUCCCGCCCCCAUGAGUUGUGAUAACAUGCAUAACAUUUAUUGUUUUGUGGUGCAAAACACCAGGAAUACUUGAGCAGAGCUUCUCCAUUUCAUAUGGAUCAUCCACUGGUGACCAUGCAAAUGUUGCAUCAGAAUACUAUUUCACUGCUCAUAGAGCCAUCAUGUCCACACGUCAGACACGUUGCUGGUAGAGAAGCCUGCAUUGCCUUUUUACAAGCUCAUAAGCGAUAUGUUCAGGGGGCGGGGCCUAGCGUACAGUCUGUUUACCUUUGGCUCAGCAGACCAGGCUGAGCUGCUUUUGUUGCCAAGAUGUGGGUGAAGAAUCCUCAUUUGCACUCUACAGGUCAUGGUUUAUGUGAAGAAUACAGGAUCUUAAAUUAUUUCACUGUUUAUUUCUUAUGUGCGUUCAUCUUUCACAUGUUAAGAAAGAACCUUUCAAUAUUUAAAUUCCCCAGUGACCCAGUGUUUUGUCUCAGGAAUAAGACGAGUGCUGCUGCUCGAUGAAGCCAGGAGCAGUUGUUUUUUUUCUUCUGUGUCAUGAAUGAAAAUGGGUGUAGGACGUCUGGGCAACCAUCUGUCAAUGCGCUGUGUCACAGAAACGUUUAUACUAUGUGAUGGAAAAAAUAAAUAAACCUUUGAUACAAAACUGUA